AUGGCUCUAUAUUCACCAGCUCGUGCUUUUUACCUGGAGAAUCAUGCUGUCCUUGCUAAGGAAACACGAGCUUGUGGAUCAUCUUUAGUUCUUGUUGUUGUUCUGCUAAAUGAUGCUGAGGAGAAACAACUCACAGAGCAAAAUGUGAAGAAGUGGCUUGAUGAGCUUAAACAAGUAAUUUAUGAUGCAGACCAUGUGAUGGACAAAAUCAAUUCUGAAACUUUGAGACUCAAGUUGCAGAAAGGCCAAACCGGAUCAAGAAAAGCAAAGGCAAAUGUUGAAGAAAAAGCACUUAGCUGGCACUUAGCAAUGUGUAUUCAUGCAGAGAGGAAUUCUAGUGGUUGUUUGAUCAUUCCAUUAGUUUAUGAAAAUGGUGAUGAUUUCUAUGAGAUAAAAGGACUAAUGCCGACUUCAAUAACCACUUGA
Molecule: messenger RNA, 426 nt
Organism: Humulus lupulus (European hop)
Lineage: Eukaryota; Viridiplantae; Streptophyta; Magnoliopsida; Rosales; Cannabaceae
Exons: 4
Coding region: 1-426 (141 amino acids)
Source: RefSeq, a predicted model, not a curated record